UGUAGCAAUUAACGAAUUUCGAAACAACACAAGUUCAUUUCACUACAAGCGAACUUCUAGAAUGUUUCGCGUUGUUUUUUUCAGGUGAAUCGUGACAAUACGACAGCAUACUGGCGGGGCAUCAACAUCAAGACCAUUUGUGAUUUCGCCUGUGGGCCAAAAGACGAGGAAAUUCGUGUUUACAUCAACAAUAUAUUGGCGAGUGGUUUUAAGACCACUUCAGCUCAGAAAGGCUACUGUGUUUACCGUCUGUUUUGCUGAGUUGGACUACCUUUGUUAACGUAUAUAACAAGUAAGAAAGAUUUCAGGAAACUGAGCUUUUUGUGUGAAAAAUCGCGACGAUUCGAAGCGUUUAUUGUCUUCGACAAAAUUGUUAUAUUGACACUUCAUGGCAUUUUAAAGACAGCUAGUCUCCGAAAGUGAAACACCAAUUUCUUCAAAGUAUGAGCGUUGCUAGUGUUGUCACAGAGUUCGUGUCGGCUUUAAAAGGCCACAAAUGGCAAAUAUCGUGUCUGGAAUUUAAAUCUACCGACAGCACGGUUUAUUUAGCCUCUGGUUCUUGGGAUAAAACAGUCAGAGUUUGGGAUUUGAGCGAAUGUGAUGCGUGUACUAAACUGAAAGGCUUUCACGAUGGAGCUAUUACGAGUUUAGCGUGGUGCAAGAAAGCUAGCGAGUAUAACCUUCUAGCUACAACAUCUUGUGACAAAACAGCUUGCUUAUGGAACUGUAAAACAGGGAAAAAUUUAGCUCGACUUAGCCAACACGAAGGAUGGGUUCUUGACUGUUCAUUCUCGGCUGAUAGCCGCACGUUGGCGACUGCCAGCUGGGAUUCAAACAUUAAACUUUGGGAUGUCGAGACUAAGAAAUGCGUGAGAUCUUUGACAGACCAUGAAAGCGGCGUGUGGACGUGUAAAUAUCAUGUUGAAAACCCAAAUAUUGUUUGCUCCGGCUCUGAAGACGGUUCGCUGAGAGUGUGGGAUGCCAGGGCGACAACUUCGAAAUACUUCGGUGGCCACGACGACAGCAUAAGAGCAUGUUCUUGGUCUAGAAAUGGUGGCGAAUAUUUGGUAUCGGGCUCAGCAGAUUCUACGGUCAUAUUGUGGGAUUUUCGUCAAAAUGUUGCCCUCACAAAAUGCCGUGGCCAUGAAGCCCCUGUAUCCGAUGUCAAAUUUUAUCCGGUGGUUGGCAAGAAGAGAUACCCUCUGUUGCUAUCCAGUGGUGAUUAUUCUGUCAGAAUGUGGCAUCCGCUAGCUAGUUCAAAAGAGUUACUGAAACUUAAACAACAUAACUUUGGAGCAGAGGUGGAAGCAAUAGCAAUUUCAGAUGAUGGCACGCUCCUGGCGUCUGGUGGUUUGGACAACCAGAUCAUCCUCACAGCUAUGGCGGUACCUGUUGAUAAGCUAGAAGAUAUGCCUGUUGACUUGUCUGAUGAACCCUGGACAAAGGCAAAAGAGAGAAAAACAUCUGACAGUUUGGACGAAUGUGAUGGUCUGCCACAUCGCGAUAAGAACCUCGAGAAACUUUUUGAUGAAAUUCAUCACAGAAAGGAACACAUCAUUGUCCCUCCUGUCUCUUCGGCUGCAAGCCUUCUCGAGGGCGCGCUGGAAAGGAAAGACAGCAAAAAUCAAUCAAACAGCUCCUCUUCCAACGAGCAUACGACGAAAAAAGGCGUUAAAUGCAAAAGGAAAGGGCCAAAAAGACAACGACCGCGAUCUUUUGUACAAGUGAACGGCAAUUCCCACGCGAAUUCAUCGUUAAAUGCAGAACUGUCAAAGAAAUUAGCCACGUUGAGACACACACGCUCAGAUUCCGAUCCGAUUUCAAUGAAAAUAGCAAACGGGAAUAAAGAACUGAGGUCAAGAAAAAGCAGCCAUUUUGACAGAGAGAGAGACGACAUGGACGCCAUUAGCGCAGAGAUGAUGAAUCUCGCCAGGGAACUUGAAACUACGACGAAAAACGAAACGACUUUGUAAAUAUGAUUGCAAACCUCCCCAUCAAAUUUCUCACCAAAGUUUAUAGCGACAUUUAGCACAUUCGAGACAUAUUGUCUUGAAAAAGCGAAACUAGUUUAUAAAUGUUAUCAUCGCGUAUCUAAAUUUGUCUGUCAUCUAAUUUUUAUCAAAUUUCAUCCAAAUUUUAACGAGUUCCCUUGUUCUGUUGUGAACUUUUUGACUGUUCUUUCAUUUCCCAACAAAUACAAUCCAAACCUGUUCAGUUUCGCUGACAGGCCAUUUUGUCAGCUAUUUUGUCAACAAAUAAAUUCAAGUUUCAUAUACUAAUUAUCAUUAUGAAUAAACUUUUCAGAUGUGUUUAA
This is a messenger RNA of Dendronephthya gigantea, 2314 nucleotides long. RefSeq names its product vegetative incompatibility protein HET-E-1-like. The transcript is spliced from 5 exons. The record is from RefSeq and is a predicted model, not a curated record. NCBI's taxonomy places the organism in Eukaryota, Metazoa, Cnidaria, Anthozoa, Malacalcyonacea, Nephtheidae. Gene Ontology annotation, molecular function: protein binding. Bases 444 to 1973 code for a protein of 509 amino acids.